AUGUAAGCCCAAUACUGCAUAGUCAUUAAAUUUGAUAAAGCUAAUAAUACCUAUAGACCCAAUGUAAUUUUUGAUGUUACAAUCAGGAUUUCAUAUCUGGGCAAGCUACUAUUUCUUUCACAGAUCCUAAUUAGAAAAGAUUAGAGAUUUCAUCAUUGAAAUGGAGAUCUGAAGGUGCAAUAUCUUGUUAGAAUAAGGAUUCUCACAAAGAAUUGUAAAAGAUUAUGCAAAACUAAAAUCCUUAAUUACUUCAUUUGAAUCAGGGAGAAUUCACACAAGAAAAAUAUAUGUUUGAUUAUAAUUUAAAUUAGUUUACAAGAGAAAAACACUUUUUAAUUCAAAUAUUAAUUGACCCCUUAUGGAGAUAGUAGAAUAUUGGAAACAUAUGUUGGUGUAUAUGUUGCUAUUGCAUAUGAAAUUUAAGUUGAAUUAAUAUUGAACAAUGGUAUUGCAGUUCGAAAUUCUACACCAUUUUAUGUUUAAUGUUUAGGAAUUGAUAAAAUUGGUUAGCAAAUUAAUUUUAAGGAACUUCAAUUAAAAUAAGAAUAAUUUAUCAUAACUCCUGAUAGACUACUUGGUAAUUAGAGUGUACAAAAUAAGUAGAAUGCAAAAUUCAAGAUUCAUGGAAUAAUUGAUUCUGCAAUAUGUUAAUUUUAAGAAGGAUUUAAUGGAAGUGUUAAUGUAGAGGAAUGUGAAUCAGAGAUAAGAACAAUAGAUUUGCAAAUGAUUAGAGUAGAGAAACUAGAAAAUAGAUUUGGGAAAGUAUUGGAAGCUACUGAAAUACAAUUAAUAUAGAUAGUAGAUGGAAAUAUUACUAAAGGAAUUUAAGUACCAUUUAAUAUGAUAUUUCCAAAAUUCUUUUCAUGUUCCAAUUUUCAAUUUAAAGAAUUCAGUGGUAAUAAAAUUGAAAUUUAUUUUUAGUUGAUUUUGAAGUAAACUUAGUUGUGAUAAUGUAUGAUGGGUUUAAAAUAACUCUCAAUUUUCCAAUACAUAUAAUAAGGAAGUGA
Paramecium pentaurelia is the source of this 1007-nucleotide messenger RNA. NCBI's taxonomy places the organism in Eukaryota, Ciliophora, Oligohymenophorea, Peniculida, Parameciidae. The record is from the annotation of a GenBank genome assembly.